AAGGGGCUCCAAUCAACGACUCUCCUCUAAUUUGGUUUCUUUCUCAUAACGACGCCGUUUAGCUCCUUUUCAUCAGUUUUCUUCUCUCUUUUCAAUCGUCUUUCCUUCUUUCUUAGUCUUCUGUCGAAAUUUGAAACCAUUUCUUUCAUACGUUUUUAAGCCCUCUGAUCGUUUCCGAUCCCUAAAAGGAUAUUUGCAAAGAAAAGAAAAAAAAAAGAAGAAAGCGUAUUAUAUUCUGUUUUCAAAUUCACAGAGCAUUUCAUUCAGAUGGGAAGCUGCGUCUCUAAGGACACAGGAGACGAUGAUUCGGUUCAUAACGUUGAUUUCUCCGGCGGCAAUGUUCAUCUGAUCACAACAAAAGAGAGCUGGGAUGAGAAAUUAGCUGAAGCUGGUCGCGAUGGCAAAAUCGUGAUUGCAAACUUCAGCGCGACAUGGUGUGGUCCAUGUAAGAUUGUGGCACCGUUUUACGUGGAGCUCUCUGAGAAACAUCCUUCUCUUAUGUUCCUUCUUGUAGAUGUUGAUGAACUCAGCGAUUUUAGCUCAACAUGGGACAUAAAGGCAACACCAACCUUCUUCUUCCUAAAGAACGGAGAGCAAAUAGGCAAGCUUGUCGGAGCUAACAAGCCUGAGCUACAGAAGAAGGUUACUUCUAUCAUCGACUCUGUUCCUGAAAGUCCACAGCGGCCUUGAUGCCCCCUCUUUGUGUCUUCUCACCCUGGAGUGUAUCAAAAACUCUGUUCUAUAUUAUGGAUGUAAAAUGCACAAUUUUUUUUAAAAAAAAAAUGUCAUGAAAAACAUUUGAGUUAGAUCUUCCUGUCCUGUUUCUAUAAAUGCAACUUUUCAUUCUCAUCA
Brassica oleracea var. oleracea is the source of this 852-nucleotide messenger RNA. Its product is annotated as thioredoxin H9. NCBI's taxonomy places the organism in Eukaryota, Viridiplantae, Streptophyta, Magnoliopsida, Brassicales, Brassicaceae. The record is from RefSeq and is a predicted model, not a curated record. The transcript is spliced from 5 exons. The coding region runs from base 268 to 690 and encodes 140 amino acids.